GUCUAUCGGAUGCCCUGGCCAAAGGUUUGCUAAGUGAUCAACACACAACUGGUGCUAGAAUCUUGGCCCUCAAUAUUACAAAUGGUUCCGUGCAGUCGUAUGUGUGGUGGAUCAAAAAGAAUCAUGACAAAAACGGUGAACUGCAGCGGUUCGAAGAAGAAGGUCUACAAGUUGCCAAGAAGCCCUCAUCUAUGUAUCCAUGGUUCGCCGAUGAAAGCUCUUCCCCAACAUUACGUUCACCGAAAUUUGCACCCAGCCCACCGAAUAUCUACUACAAAGGCUGGUGGACAUAUCCAUAUUUUUCGUGCUCUCUCAGCAAAUGGAUUUUGUCGUAUAGCAUUGCCAUACCACCGAACGGCAGGCAUGGUCUGCGAGGUUUCGUUAGCAUCGACAUCGAUGUCACCGGUUUGCGUGUCAAUCAAUGCGAAGCACCGGUGGCCUAUCGAUUCAAUUAUCAACAGAUACAGACACGGCGUCUUCAUCUGGUCGACACGAGCGCCCAGUCAACAGAAUUUAUAAAUGAUAUUCAAGCGUUUCAUAAGUCGCAUAAAUGUCAUCGUGACACAAUGGUGUGUGAUUAUCGUUUACCCACCUCGGAAUCACCGACAAUAACAACAAGUAAAAUACUGGCAACACCCAACACUUGGUCACGUGGUGCCUAUCAAUGCCUGUGCAAGCGCGGCUACUAUUCGAUACGACAUCCAGAUGGCUUUAAUGGCACCAUUAUGGAAAUUGCUUGGAAAGAACAUCAGGAUAAUAUUAGCAAUUACUAUGCCGAAGUGUUCACUUGUCUGAAGUGUGCACCGGGCUGUGAAUCGUGUACAGGACCCGAACCAUGUUUGGCCGAUUACAAUUGGCCUUUUAGAAUAUCAUUACUAACCAUUUCGGUGGCAUGUGCAAUUGGUUGCUGCAUUUUGGCCGGAUAUCUGUUUCAUCACAGGAAGAUGAAGGUCUUCAAAGUGGCCAGUCCGAUAUUUUUGCUAAUCACCCUGAUUGGAUGUUCAAUUAUGUAUUUGGAG
Molecule: messenger RNA, 1019 nt
Organism: Musca vetustissima
Lineage: Eukaryota; Metazoa; Arthropoda; Insecta; Diptera; Muscidae
Product: probable G-protein coupled receptor CG31760
Exons: 4
Source: RefSeq, a predicted model, not a curated record